Onychostoma macrolepis is the source of this 1477-nucleotide messenger RNA. It is a transcript of the gene irf1b, whose product is annotated as interferon regulatory factor 1b. NCBI's taxonomy places the organism in Eukaryota, Metazoa, Chordata, Actinopteri, Cypriniformes, Cyprinidae. The record is from RefSeq and is a predicted model, not a curated record. Gene Ontology annotation, molecular function: DNA-binding transcription factor activity, RNA polymerase II-specific; RNA polymerase II cis-regulatory region sequence-specific DNA binding. Gene Ontology annotation, biological process: regulation of transcription by RNA polymerase II; immune system process. The transcript is spliced from 9 exons. Bases 227 to 1093 code for a protein of 288 amino acids. Gene Ontology annotation, cellular component: nucleus.
CGCGAGCUGAUCUCGACAGAACUUCAGCUGCAGUUCUGACAGUGGAUUCACGCCUUCACAGGACUUACUCUUUUUGCAGUUUCUCUCAUUUGGAUACAACAUUUGAUUAUACUUGGAAUAUCUCAGAGAAGACAAACAAAGCGCCGUUUCCUGGUCAUGAACUUGUCAAGGCGCCUCCCUCCAGAUGCACAGCGAGUAAAGCAGCUUCUGUCUCUCUCACAGAAACAUGCCUGUGUCCCGAAUGCGCAUGCGACCCUGGCUGGAGACCAAAAUCGACUCCAACACCAUCAGUGGACUCAUGUGGGUCAACAAGGAGGAGAUGAUGUUCUCUAUCCCGUGGAAACAUGCGGCUCGGCACGGCUGGGAGGUGGAUAAAGACGCCUGUCUGUUCAAGCAGUGGGCCAUUCACACAGGAAAAUACAAGGAGGGAGUGACCCAGCCCGACCCCAAGACCUGGAAAGCUAACUUCCGCUGUGCCAUGAACUCGCUGCCCGACAUCGAAGAGGUGAAGGACAAGAGCAUCAACAAAGGCUGCGGCGCGGUGAGAGUCUACCGCAUGCUGCCCGCCAUUGCCAAGAAGAAGAUGAAGAGAUGCAAGAGCCGCGACAGCCGCAAGCGCAAGAUCAAGAUGGAGGACAUCGACACUCAAGAAAUGCAGACAGAAAUGACCCAGGAGAACAAAAUCGACAGCACCGUCAAUCAAAGUCCCGCCCACCCCCUCGAAGACACCCCUGCAUACGAUGUGGAAAUCGGCAGCUGUCCCGAAGACCUGUACAUGGAAAAGUUCCAGGUGUCUCCGGUGCACUCCACAGACCUGGAGGAGAGCGAAGCCAUCAUUGAGAUCUCACGGCAAUUGGAACGUGAUAGCACGCAGUGGCUGCAGAGCAAUUUCUUUACAAAGGGGUUCCUGGCCAAUGAAGUAGCCACAACAGAAUCUCUGAGUCCAGAGAGCCAGUGGAGCGAAAGCUCAGGAGAGGAGCUGGAGUUCCGGCUCUACACUGAACUGACCCCAGACCUGCGUGACGACUCUCUCUGCACCUACACCGAACUCAUGAACAGCAGCUCAAUGCCACAGACCAUGUGUCCUCUCUGAGAGCGCUCGGACUCUGUCUCCUCACUCAUGGACUCCAAUCCACACAAUGACUCAACCUCGUACCUCAAUCUCGUUGGUUCUUACGUCUGGAUUCUGCUGAUCCUCGCAGGAUGGACCGGUGCUCUUCUCUGAAGGAUCUUCCAGAACGGAAACUAGACGAGGGACCGUGGCUUCGCUCCUCUUGUACAGCUCUGUGACCGUGUAACCUCAUGUAAUGUGAACUGGAGCGAUUCCGUUAUGUGCUCAUCGUGGCAGGGGCUUUCUCACCAAUAGGAUAUAUAUAUGUAUUCAUUUUACACAUUUAUCAGAUGAGAGUUUGGGAAGGGGUUCUUCAAUGUACAUACUGUAAAUAUUUAUUUGUAAUAAAAAAACAAAAUGAAUUUA